Messenger RNA from Parnassius mnemosyne (clouded apollo), 1053 nucleotides. The record is from the annotation of a GenBank genome assembly. NCBI's taxonomy places the organism in Eukaryota, Metazoa, Arthropoda, Insecta, Lepidoptera, Papilionidae.
AUGGGUCAAGUCAAUAAACUCGAAGUAUUACAGUGUAACUUAGAUAAGUCAAAGAACAGUCAACAUGAAUUUAUUCUCUCUUUUAUGGCCGGCCAAUUCCAGAUAGCUUUGGUGUCAGAACCCUAUGUUGGAUCUGGCAACAUUGUUAAAUCCAUCCCUGGUAUCAACAUAUUCCAGUUUUCCAAUGGUAACAGGGUUAAGGCGUGCAUAAUGACAAAAUCUAGUUGUGGUUCCGUACUGGGUCUAUCCCAAUUUUCGUCAGCGAAUCUUAGCGCGGUUCAAUUAAAUAUUGGGGGCUGUAAACUAUACAUAGCAUCUGUUUAUAUCGAACCUAAUAGUGACGAUCACAAUACAUUGCAACGGUUAGACAACUUUUUGAAAAUGACCAGUAACUGCCAUCAGCUUGUUGGAGGCGAUUUUAACGGUUGGCACCCUAUCUGGGGUAGCGACCGGGCAAACUCGCGGGGAAAUGAAGUUGUUGACAUCGUUUAUGGCAAUGACAUGUUUUUGUGUAAUAGAGGUCAUACUCCUACUUUCGAGACAGUAUCUUAUGGGCGACUGCGCAGCUCUUAUAUUGAUCUUACACUUGCUUCUAGCUCUAUAUAUGACCGGAUUACAAACUGGAAAGUGGAUCCUUCAAUCUGUUUGUCUUCUGAACACAGGGCGGUGAUGUUCUCUGUCACUACUCAUGGUGAAAGGAGAAAAACCAACAAAACAACCAGUACGUUCAGAUACAAUACGAAUAAUAUAAAAUGGGAAGAACUAAGGCCUUCCUUUGAAGCCAAAAUUAAGGAACAUGUACCACAAAAUGUUAUGGUUGAACAGAUGCAACCAAAUGAACUUGAAAAUUACAUAAUCUCAGUUACAUCGGCAAUUAAAAAAACAUGUGAUGAGCUACUCCCAAGGUCAACUGGUCGAAAAUACCGUUGCCCUUGGUGGACAGAUGAACUUGAAUGUCUCAAAAACAAGUUAUACGUAACCAUCAUAACAUACAAAAACUGCGCCGACAAAAUAAACCACUUGAAGAUGCCCUAUUGGAAAAAGAACGCUUAA